CAAUGCACCGCUCUGUUAUUGUUACUAUUGUGUCCAAUAUGGCUGCUGCUGGCUGCGUCUUCCACAGAACCCUGGCCCGAUCCAGACUCGACCCGUCCAAGGCGUCCUCGUCCUCGUCCUCGUCCUGUGUCUGCAGGGACCUUCUCUACGUCGUGGACCUGCAUCGCUACAGCAGAGACCAGGGCUCGUCCGUUUACUUCCCCCAGUCCGUUCUCAGCGGUGACGACCUGUAUGACGUCACCGUGACGGACGGGGACUGCAGGCUUCGGGUGACGCUGGAUCCAGGUUUGAACAAGCUGGUGGAGCGGAACGUGCUUGCGCCCGGAUCGACGCUACGUAACGCCACCUUCACCCCCGCCUUGUCUGCUCAGCUCCCAGCAUGCACUGGGGCCUCCGACAGCUACAGGCUGGUGAGCAUGGAGGUUGUAGCUGAUGGGGUCAGGAGGGAGGACGUGGACGUUCUGCCCUGGUUUAGAUCCUCUCAACCUACAGGUACCGGAGGAGGUCCUCUGCGGGCCAACCGGAGCGUGUUCCUCCCUCUGUGGAACAACGUGGACUACAGCGGGGACGGGUGGAGGGGAGCCCCACCUGCUGAGGAAGAGGAGGACGAAGAUACACAAGAGGCUGGUCAAGGACUCCGUCCUGCCGUCACCGUGUCUGAGCUGCGUGACUCCUUCCUGUCCGGUCGUCGGCCUGUGGCCAGGGGCUUUGUCCAACAUCAGCUGAUCGUACGCAUCAUCAGCAAGUCCCACUUGAUGUAUUAUGGAAGAACAGAGCAGAACUGUGAGUGUCCCUAUAAGGCGGUGCUGGAGGUGUGUGACCAAACAGGAAGUGUGUGUGUGGUGCUGUGGAACAGUGUUUGUGUGGACUGGUAUCGUUGCCUGAAGCCAGGCGACAUCAUCGGUCUGAGGCGCUACCGGGUCAAACCUCACUACCAGGCUGAGCGGGGCGCCAUAGAGAUCAGUGUGAACAGUAGAAACCCGGCUGCACAGAUAUCUGUAGUCCCAGAGUCCUCGCUUUCCCCUGAGUAUCUUCCUCCUGCACCAACCUACAGCUUCUACACAAGGUCUGUCCUCACCAGUAAGCAGCUGCUGGAGCGUCCUCACGGGUCUGAGUGUGAUGUUAUUGGCCUGAUCAUGUUCUCAGGACGAUCGGAGCGAAUCAGGAACAAAGCUGGAGGGGCGGAGCUUCUGGAGUAUCACUGGUUGUCGUUGGAGGACGGGACCAGUGAUCAGCCGAUCAGGGUGAAACUCUUCUCCACGUCUCAGCCUGAAACCCACAGCAAGCUCCACCCACUGUCAGUGGUUGUUUGUACCAGGCUCAGGUGUAUCAGAGAUGCAGAUCGGACAAACGUGGGCUUCUACCUGACCAACACCUCGUACACACAGGUGUACUGCACAGGACUCGGCCACCACUCAGAGAUGAGUUACCGAAAGCUCCGACCAGUGCGGCAGUUUCUCCAGUGGCUCCGCAGCCAGGAUGAUGGACAGGUGCUGAGCAGGGCUCUGAUUGGAGGAUUCUUCAUCCACCCGCCUCCUGCCUUCUGCUUGGAAAACUACAUGAAGGACAGGAGAGGGGAGCCAGGUUUCCUACGAGGGGUGGAGCUUCAGAGGGAGCUGGAGAGGCUCUGCUACAGAGAACGGCAGACCUUCUGCAUCCAGGCAACAGUUGCCAUGGUGACAUACUGCCGCAGAGGAGAGGAGGAUCGAUCUAUGUUCUGGUCAGACCGAGCUUCGUCUCUGCCCUCUCCCUCCUCAUCCUCCCUUCGUCCGUCUCCCAUUCUCUCUUUUCCCAGCACCCCCUCUCUCACCUCCACCCCUCGCUCAUUCAGGUCUUCCUCCCCGUCCUCAUCCAUUCACCAGCUGACGCCUCUGCCCCGUGGAGCAGGCAGGACGUCACGUAAGAGGAAGCAGCAGUUGCAGGAGCAAACACCUAAAAGGAGACAGGAAGGUCCCGUCAGGCUUCAUGAGCAGCGUCAUCAUGAAGAUGGGACCUCUGUAGGUGGAAGCGCAGUGACCCUGCUCUCUCUGUGCAGACUCCCGAGGUUCAGGCUGCAGCCGGAGCAGAACACCCAGACAGUGAUUCUGUUCGAAGCCUCCAGGGAGUUUCUAGACAACACCAACGCUGACGAAGACAAGGACAGCACUGAUGAAGACGCUGCGUCCUUCGUUAUCUCCCCCCUCCCCCCUGACUUUACACCCAUCGCACUGGAGACGCUACCUAUGCGAUUUGACUACACGCACAGAGAGGAGCAGGCGGUCGCCGUGGCGAUGGGAGGCAGAGUGACAGCUGAGCGGCAGGACUGGGCCCUGGAGGACUACUACACACUGCGACUGAGAGCGCUGUCAGACAGUCUGAUGGUCGACGCCGUCUUCCUCCCUCAUGCCUCGACUUCACCCCUCCUCCCUCACUCCAACACCUGGAUCUCCAUCCUAUCCCACGGAGCCUUCUCCUCACACGCACCUCCACCCUCACCGGCUGACCUUAUCGCCAUGGCGACCCAGUUGACCAAUCAGAGGCUGGUGUGUGUCCUGGAGGCCUGUCACCUGGGCGGGGCCAGAACCGAGCUUAUCCUGAGCAGAGCCUUUCACCUGACUGACUGACACUGGAUGUGAGGACAGACCCAGGGUCAGCUUCAGAACUAUCUGUCGCCUCCCAGCCCUGGGACCAAUCAGAACACGGCUGGUGAGAUGGACCACUGCGGUACCAGAACCACCUUCCCUUACUGAGUCCAGACUAGCAGCUGAUGAGGGGGCUGGCUGAUGGUGUGAUCAUCUCUCAGUCCAGCGGGAGUCAAUUCUGCCACUGACUCUGGCCUGGAUCAAGGGCAGCGUUUAACCGAUGUGAAGUCGUCUCACAGUUAUUAAUAUUUAAAAUUAUUUAAAUUAAACUACAUGUAAUGAUGCACUUUGUCCCAAGUUGGGAGUUGUAUUUUUUUAACUCAUUUGUUUAUUUUGUACCAGAUGUUGUGUUUGGUUCCAUGUGCAGCUUUACUUCUGUUAAAUGAGAGCUGACACACAUCAUGUGACUGAGUUCCUUUAUGAGGCUGAAGUUUUUGUCUGUUUACGUUAAAAUGUGUUUGUGAGUAAAGAAAUUUGAAGGAUUUAAACAA
This is a messenger RNA of Betta splendens (Siamese fighting fish), 3112 nucleotides long. RefSeq names its product RPA-related protein RADX. The transcript has 19 exons. Gene Ontology annotation, molecular function: single-stranded DNA binding. The record is from RefSeq and is a predicted model, not a curated record. Gene Ontology annotation, cellular component: replication fork. Gene Ontology annotation, biological process: regulation of DNA repair. Lineage: Eukaryota; Metazoa; Chordata; Actinopteri; Anabantiformes; Osphronemidae. Bases 3 to 2603 code for a protein of 866 amino acids.